Messenger RNA from Capsaspora owczarzaki ATCC 30864, 5700 nucleotides. RefSeq lists its product as hypothetical. Gene Ontology annotation, molecular function: chromatin binding. The transcript has 31 exons. Bases 37 to 5667 code for a protein of 1876 amino acids. The record is from RefSeq and is a predicted model, not a curated record. Gene Ontology annotation, cellular component: Scc2-Scc4 cohesin loading complex. Gene Ontology annotation, biological process: regulation of gene expression; establishment of mitotic sister chromatid cohesion; establishment of protein localization to chromatin. NCBI's taxonomy places the organism in Eukaryota, Filasterea, Ministeriida, Capsasporidae.
UCUUCGUUCCGUUUGGCGGGAAAAAAAUCCACGACAAUGCAGUCGGACAAGCGGCCAGCCGCAGCUUCCUCGUCGUCUGCUACAGCCAGCGCUCUGCCUUACCUGCACACAUCCACAUCGACCUCCACGGCGCUGGCACCCGGCAGCGCUCUGGCGGCGGCUGUCGGGCAGCCAACCGGACAGCAGCAACAGCGCCAGCAACAUCCUCGCCAGGCAACGCCCAUCGUCCGCGUCUCGCUGCUGACAAACGUUGCGGCUACCCUCCCAAUGCCAACGUUGAGCUCGGAGCUCAAUCGCCACGAGACACCCAUCGAUGCGUUUGUGUCGACAGAGGUCAAGCAGUUGCUCCAAGACCCAACGCCAGAACUGGCAAUGCAGCUGGCUCAGAUGCUCGACGGCGUUUCUGACAUGGGCGUCCGCCUCGAAACGCAGUCAUUACCCCAGUUGCCAUCCACACCUCUUGCUCACGAGAUUGUCUCGUUGCUACCCACCGCGUUUGAGCUUGAAGGCGCUGGUCAGAUCACUCCGGCGCCCGAUCGCACACCUCACCCGCUUGUGACUCGAACGCCGGUCGCUGCCUUUCUUGCAAGUGGAAGCGAGGAGGCUCCUAGCCGGGCACACGUCAGCUUGGCGUUGCCACCCACACCCGUCUCUUUGAGCAAGUCUGGAAAGCGUCCUAGCGAGUCAGAGCCAAGCUCUGCCAAACCCCAAGAAAAACGCGCACGCAUCACCGCCGCGUCCGAGACCAAGGCAUUGGUGGACCGCUUUCAGGGUGCGUUGCAACGCCUGUUUGAGGCUGAGGAGUCGCACGGCCACCAGGAUACUGCGGAAGCCGACGGAGCUGCCCAAAUGGAGAUGGAGCGCGAGGAUGCGAUGGCUGUCGAUGAAGAGACUGCAGGCAGUGCUGCUUCCGGCGGCUUUCUUUCGUUGCAACAAUUGGUCAAUUUGCGUGGCGAAGUGGCUCGCAUUCGAAAAGCCGACCGUCUUGCUGAAGUGCAACAAGCCGACAUUUUGCGCUUGAUGGCCAUCUUGGGCAAACACACAGAGCUUGCUCUCGAGCUCGAUUUGAACGAGGAGGACGACGAUGUCGAGCAACUCGCAGAUACAGUCAUCCAAUCUCUCACCGCGGCGGCAAUCACGAUGGACAUUCUGACCACUCCAGGCAUGCCACGUCAGAUUUAUCUAGACGAAGUGAUUGAAAAUGUUAUUUCACUCUGCCGCUACCAAAUGACAAACAACAUUUUCCCGGCCUAUGACGACAGCAUGGGCUUAGGCUCGUCUCGUUUCGAACGGGCCUCGACCAAAAAGGGGAAGAAAGCCAGCGCCGACAGCGGCCCUGCCAAGUUUGUGCUGGGUGUAUACCGACUGCUCUGCGAGCUUUUGCACCAACUUGGUGUGCUGCUCCAGUUGCAGCCGAUCGUUGAUACAUCCGUGCACGAGCUUGCUUCGAUCGGCCUUGCCCCGUUUUUUGUCGAGAACAUCGGAACACUUCAACUGAGUGCAUUGCACCUUGUCCGCACGAUUUUCGCACGCUACCCGGAGCAUCGCAGUCUACUCAUCGACGAUAUUCUUUCGUCGUUGAUUCGUAUUCCUGCCUCGGCGCGCAACCGUCGUGGAUUCCGUCUCAAUGACAACACGUCGUCCAUCCAAAUGGUGACUGCUCUGGUGUUGCAACUGCUCCAUUCGGCCGUCAACCCAGAGCACUUGAUCAAGUUCAGCCAGCAGCACUUGCUCCUCGAGCAGCAGCAGCAGACCGCCACUCGGUUUGACACUGCGACCACUCCAACGCAUCAUCAGCCGGCGAAAAGGGUUGCCGAUGACACUCCCGUCUCAAUGGAAACGGAAGAGACGGUCCUCCCGGCUAGCACUUUGCCGCUGCGGAGGUCGUCGACCACCAAAGCUGUUGUUUCGGGCGAUCCAUCAGCUGCCAACCCUGGGUCGCCGUCGAAUGAGCGCGAGCUCAGUCCAGAAACUCGCCUUUUCAACCAGACUGUUGCGGUCAUGUGGAAAGACUACGAAGCGGCCUGUCUUGCUGCGCAGGAAUUUGUCACAACGUUUUUGAAGCGAUGCACCAACAAAAAAGACGAGAACGACUACAAACCCGUGCUGGAAAGCUUUGCCAAGGAUCUGUUGACCGUGCUUCACCUUCCGGAAUGGCCAGCAGCCGAAGUUGUUCUUCACACGUUGUGUGCUGCCUUGAUUCCUAUCGUCAACGGAGCCAUCUCCAGCACCGAUGCAACGAAGGCCAGCGACUCUGCCCUACGCCUUCUCGCCAUCGAGAUUGUCGGCAUGGUCGCGACCAGAAUCAAGCAAGACCACCUCGAGCUUCAGGGCUGGGCUGAGCUCGAUGGAAAUCUAAACGAAGUCUACAACAUGGACAAGAUUCAGCAAUUUGAGCAACAGCUUUCGGCUCACCUUCGAAGAGUGGCUGCAGAGGACGCCUCGUUCGAGGGUGCACGCUUGUUUGUGGUUUCACAGACUGCUGCAUUCGUUUCGUCCGAAUGCAAAAUCGGGACGGCUGAAAACGCAAUCGACAUUCCCGAAGCGGAAGCAUCCCAGCUCGUCAAGGUGUUUUUGGACACUACCGCUGGGCGAAUGAACGACCGAGAGGAAGUCCCGCAGCCUCAAUCGGACAUCCAUCUCGUAUGCAAGGCACUGGCUAUGCGCCGACCGCUUUGCUUGUCGUGGGACGCUCUGUUCCGACUGAUUCUGGGCACGCUGAAUGACCAAAACGCCAAAGUUCGCGCCAAUGCGCUCAAAGAGCUGUCGGGAAUUAUGAAUGCUGAUCCAGAGGUUUUAGGCGAGAGCAUGGUCCAAAAAGCCGUCCACAGUCGCUUGCUGGAUGUGUCAAUUGCUGUUCGCGAAGCUGCACUUGAGCUCCUUGGCAAGUUUGUGACCACCAAGCCAGAAUUUGCCGACAAGUACUUCCCCAUGAUUCUGGAGCGAAUUCGGGACGUGGGCGUGUUUGUGCGCAAGCGUGUCAUUCGCAUCUUGAAAGACAUUUGCGCCAACCAGCCUCACAGUUCACGUGUCGUCACCAUCUGCGUCGCCAUUAUGGGUCGCAUUACGGACGAGAAUGACGGAAUUCGGGCUCAUGUGCUGCAAACCUUUCAAGAAAUGUGGUUUGGACCGCUGGUCGAAACUGGCAGCGAGGGUGCAGCCUCCUCGUCGGGACGCCGCCAAAAGACAGACUCCAAAGAGCUCUACCGGCGCGUGCUGCUGCUCCGAGACGUUGUGGGCGAGCUGCACAAGUCCCAACAAACAGAGCUCUUUGACCAGCUGCUGGCGGCAUUAUUGCAGCCAAAGGACCAGUCCUCAGCAGAACCAACUCCUUUCCACGAUGUUAUCAGCCAACUUGUCGCGAGCUUGGUCAAUCAGUGCCUUGUCUUGAACGACGAAAGUGCACAGCUUCGACCGGACGAGAGCACGAAAGCAAUUGAAAUCACGAAUAGGAUUCUUGCAAGCGUCUGUACGUUGCAUGCGUUUGCCAAGUGCUCUCCGCAUCUACUCGUAUCCAAAGCCAUGACGCUGCAGCCAUAUCUUGGCAUUGUUCCAACCUGCAGUCCUCCUAAACCCGCUGAAGAGCAAGCAGUGCAAAUGAUUGUGUGUCAAGUUGCCCAGCUGUUGCAGCUGGUUGUUCCGUUAAUGGACGACCCGUCGACCGAGUUUCUGACGGAUCUUGAGGAGAUUUUGAUGAAGAACAUCAUGAAACAGAGUCAAACGGUGGUUCAGUAUUCCAUCAAGUGCCUUUCCACGGUUGUCAUCAAGGUCACUCGCAACUAUGCGAUGGUCGAAAAUUUGCGGUCUGGUUUUGCAAACUUUUUGGAUAUUUAUCGCGAGUCUGCUCUGAAAUCGCCCAAUCCCCGUCAAAAUCCUCCCGAGAAAUCUCGAAUGCAGCUGAUGCGGUCGAUUUUCACACUCGGACUUCUGUUCCAAUACUUUGACUUUGACGCCAUGGAGGCGGGCGGCGAGACGCCGCCAGCAACGUUGAGGCGCCAGUCCACAUCGGGAGGGCGAGGAGCUGCUGCUGCCACUUCCGACAAGCCCAAGCCGUCGCAAGCCACCGCGGAUCUACUCGCCUUCUUCAUGACCAUCCAAAAUGAAGACGUUCAGCUCAAGGCGUUGCUAGGCAUUGGCUUCUUGGUUGUCCGGUUCCCGUCCUUGUUGCUUCAGCCAAAGUUGAAGCAAUUGUAUCGCACGUGCUUGGACGGCGACUCGGUCAAGAUGCGCGGGCAAGUGCUGCGCAACUUUCAAACCUUCCUCCAGGAAGAGGAGGCACGCUUGAGUGCCGCCACCCAGGAAGCGCAAGCUGCAAAGCAAAAGACCAACGCGAACAAGGACAAGGUGGAAAAGGAUGUUGACAUUUACGGAAAGCACGUCGCCACGGCCGAGGCAGGUCUGGCCAGCAAUCUGAUGCAACACUACCUCAACGAUGUGCUUGCCGCAACCUCAAGUCCACAUCUCCCUCUGCGGCAGACAGGACUUCAGGUUCUCGGCCUAAUCCUUCGCCAAGGUCUUGUCAGCCCGCUGAUUUGCGUUGCCAAUCUGAUUGCACUGCUGGCGGACGGCAAUGCUAUGCUUCGAGAGCGUGCCUUUGUCCACCUUGGCGUCCUGGAAGAGCGCAUCCCGACUUGCUUGGUGCAACGCACGACCGAAGGCGUGCAGAAGGCGCUCGACAACGUUCUUGCGCAGCUGGUAUCCUCCAGCGCGCUUCACGAGCAGCAGCUCAGCCCUCCGUUAGCCCUUGCCUGCAGCGAGUCGGGAUUUGGUCGGUUGUUUACCCUCGUCAAGACUGUUCGUCAUCGAAGCGAGUUUCUUCGUGCACUCCUCCGAGUAUUUGAAAAGUCGACAAGCAAAUUCGAGUUACUUCGAUUUGUGGCCGAAAUUCUGGCCGCGUUGCCUUAUGGAACCAUCGACGAGCCUUUGCUGGUGAUUGACAAGAUUGGGCGCGACAGCUCCGUUCGCGGCGCAUCGAUCGGUGUGGCUGCCAAGCCCGUCUUGCAUUUCUUCCGUCGCGAGCGUCAAGCGCUUGUUGGCGAUGCAGCGAUGCGUUACGAUAGUGACUCCGACACAGAGGACGAUGCGAUCAUCUCCAAGCUUUCACACAACGAGGCUUGUGCCAAGCUUCGUAGUCUUGUGCACGAGGCACAUUCGCUCAUUAUCAUGGUUUCACUUCGCAAGUACUUGAAGGCGCAGUUUGGCCUGACCGACGCGAAAUGCAAGAGCUUUGCCUUUGGUGAAAAGAACAAGUCUGCGAAUAAGCAGGCGGUGCGUCGCGAUGCCACACCGUUUGCAGCCCUGACUUGGAUUGAGCCAGCAACGAUCGCGAAACCCGACGGAGGUGAUGUGGAGGAGUUACUCCGUCAGUGGCAGCUGUUUUCCCAGCUAAUGUCUGAAGAGACCGUGGACGAGUUUGGCGACGAAGAAGGGGCCUCUGAGAUGACUGGCACGCCGAUGGAAACGACCGUCCGCCGCGGCCCCAAAAAGAAAGCAGCUGCUGCCGCCUCACCCCGCGCGGCAUCCAAGCGAGGUCGCGGCAGAGGAGCAUCUCGAGGGCGUGGGCGUGCACGCACCUAUGCUGAUGACGAGGACGACGAAGAGCUUCAGGAGGCCCUUGACAAUUUGCAUGAUAUGGAUGACGAUAGCAAUGAUGCGAUGAGUCUCUGACACGCCUGUACACAUUAACACUAGCUUCGCAUA